AUGCAGGCUCAGGCGCAAAAGCAGCGGGCUACAGCCGUAACAUCACGGUCUACCGAUUCGAUGGUAUUGCUGUCAACAAAUGCGCGCAGCAAAAGUUCUCGAGAGCUCCCGUACACGCAGCUUUCAGUUACUCUCGACAGCAAUCAAAACUACAAGAAAUACGAGCCGACAGCAUUAAACUCAUCUAAAAAUGGUUACCGUCGAAAUUCACUUGUUAUUUUGGAUUCAUCGACGAUUAUACCGAACUAUUAUAGUAUACGCGAAGAAGUAAGGCGCGAACUGAAGCUCAGCAAACAG
This is a messenger RNA of Gongylonema pulchrum, 297 nucleotides long. The record is from the annotation of a GenBank genome assembly. NCBI's taxonomy places the organism in Eukaryota, Metazoa, Nematoda, Chromadorea, Rhabditida, Gongylonematidae.